Saimiri boliviensis boliviensis (Bolivian squirrel monkey) is the source of this 1870-nucleotide messenger RNA. RefSeq names its product activator of 90 kDa heat shock protein ATPase homolog 2. Gene Ontology annotation, molecular function: protein-folding chaperone binding; ATPase activator activity. Gene Ontology annotation, biological process: protein folding; positive regulation of ATP-dependent activity. Gene Ontology annotation, cellular component: cytosol. The record is from RefSeq and is a predicted model, not a curated record. Lineage: Eukaryota; Metazoa; Chordata; Mammalia; Primates; Cebidae.
CGCUGCGAACGCGCCGCUGCCGGGCUCGGCGGCCGGAAACGCCGGCUUCAGAGUCGCAGGCGCCACGGCCUUUUCUUUUUCUCCGCUCACGCCGUGCCGCCCGCGGAGCCAUGGCCAAGUGGGGCCAAGGGGACCCGCGCUGGAUCGUGGAGGAGCGGGAGGAUGGGACCAACGUGAACAACUGGCACUGGACAGAGCGGGAUGCCACCAGCUGGUCCAAAGGGAAGCUCCAGGAGCUCCUGGUGGGCAUCGUCGUGGAGAAUGAGGCUGGGCGUGGUGAGAUCAGUGAGCUGAAGCAGGUGGAAGGUGAGGCUUCCUGCAGCAGCCGCAAAGGAAAGCUGAUUUUCUUCUAUGAGUGGAACAUCAAACUGGGCUGGAAAGGUAUUCUUAAAGAAUCUGGUGUGAAGCACAAGGGUCUGAUUGAAAUACCCAAUCUUUCUGAAGAAAACGAAGUAGACGACACUGAGGUGAACGUGAGUAAAAAGAAAGGAGAUGGGGAUAUACUGAAGGAUCUUAUGAAAACUGCAGGCACCGCCAAGGUCAGGGAGGCCCUUGGAGAUUACCUGAAGGCACUUAAGACGGAAUUUACAAUGGGAAUGAUUUUACCAACGAAAGCUAUGACAACCCAGGAAUUGACUGGUAAAAGAAAACUGAGUGAGAAUACCCUGCAGGUUCAGGCCUCAUCUCCAGUGGCACCUGGUGUAAGGAUUCCCACUGUGGCUCUUCACAUGAUGGAACUGUUUGACACAACUGCAGAGCAGCUGUAUAGCAUCUUCACUGUGAAGGACUUGGUGCAAAAGUUUUCUAAGUCUGCUGCUGUAUUGGAAGCUGAAAAGGGAGGGAAAUUCCAAAUGUUUGAUGGGAACAUCACUGGUGAAUAUCUAGAAUUGUUAACCAAUAAAAAGAUCGUCAUGAAAUGGAGAUGUAGGAACUGGCCAGAAGAACACUAUGCUACGGUUGCACUGAAUUUUGUGCCUACUCUAGGGCAAACAGAAUUACAAUUGGACUGUAAAGGAGUUCCUGUCUGUAAAGAAGAGAACAUGAAAUUCUGUUGGCAGAAGCAGCAUUUUGAAGAAAUAAAAGGUUUACUGCAGCUGACCCCCCUAAAUUGUUGAAUUAAGAUUUUAUAAGGCAUUACUUUUUGUAAGCAGAAAAAGUGUCACAUUUACCUCUCCCUAUUUUUUUUUAAAGGAUCCUUAAUUUAUUUUAUAUUGGAUGAAAUCUAUGAACAUAUAUACAAUUUAAAGCAUUGUUUGACUCUUUAUUAUAAUAACUAGACACUGCAUUGAGGAGUUAAAAGUAGCAACCUGGAAUUAGGUAUUAACCUGGCAUUCCAUAGAUGUUCCUCUGAAAAUAGAUCAAGUCCCCGAGUGCAUCAAGUCCCCGAGUGCAGAUAGUUGAUGUUUCCCAAGCUGAAGCCUGUCCUACAGCAAGCUUGCUUGCAGCUGUACUGUUAGUUCAAGAUGAGAAAAAAUAAAUGGCACGUUGAUACUAUUCCUUUAUUUUACUUUAGAGUUUUUAAGGGUGUAGAUCUUAGGUAGUAAAACAGUGGCAUGUUGCAUUCAAAAGCAUGUUGAGAUGAGGACGAGCUGGCUGUAUUGUGCUCCACUUCUCGCUGCCGAGGUUUUGCACUGUGUGGUGGAGAGGAUUGAGAAGUCUGGGGACACGUUAAUUUUGUGGGCUGCUGGUAACACAGUGAAAUAGCAUAUAAUGGGUAAGUGUUUCAUCUCAUUCACCAUUUUUCUCACUACUUUCACCUCAGAAGACGGAAGCAACGUAUGUAAACAAAUGAAAAGUCAUCACAAUCAGUUUAAUUAAGUGCACAGAAUAGCAAUCAGUCAUGUCAAUAAAAAUAAAACAAUUAUUUUUA